Molecule: messenger RNA, 2851 nt
Organism: Scaptodrosophila lebanonensis
Lineage: Eukaryota; Metazoa; Arthropoda; Insecta; Diptera; Drosophilidae
Exons: 4
Coding region: 201-2264 (687 amino acids)
Biological process (GO): nuclear migration along microtubule
Cellular component (GO): nuclear membrane
Molecular function (GO): lamin binding; actin filament binding
Source: RefSeq, a predicted model, not a curated record
AGUGUGUGUGUGAGCGCGAAACCGUAAUUGUAGCCGGCAUCGUGGUGCUGUUUUGUCCGCGUAUGUCGUGACGCGUUUAUUUUUUCUUUAGCUUUCGUUUGCAUUUAAAAUUAGCAAUAGUGCGCGGUAUUUGGGAAAAAUAUUUACUGGAUAUUAUUACAGGAUUAAAAGGAUCUGGCGCUAUUGUUUAAUUAUCAACUAUGCUCGGCAGCGUCUCUGGGCUGAAACUAGUCUCCAAUGUGUUGCCAAUUUUGGCAUUAAUUUUCGUAGCCGCGAUGCUCACCCAUAAAUUAUAUAUAACUGUGCGCUCCCGCUACAGUGCGAGCGUAAAUUGUUGGUUCUGCAAUACAAACUCGCGCGUUCCCUAUCCCGAGCGAAACAGCUGGACAUGUCGCAGAUGUGAGCAAUACAAUGGAUUUACCAAGGAUGGGGACUACAAUCGGGAUAUGAGCGCACUACAAUGCAAUCGCAGUGGAAAAUCGGACAAGAACUCAUCGCCCAGCCACAGCAGCGGUAUCGGCGUAUGCGCCAAUGCCCUUUACCCGGAGGUUUCGGCCCCGUCGGUCCAAUCAAACGGACUGUGCGACCAAUGCAACGAAGCGCAGCGUCUAAAGGUCGAAAAGCUGGCGCAGUUCGAGCCCAAGCACGAGUCGCGUUUUGAGUGGGAAAUCAAACAUUACAUAAAUGAACUAGAGAAACAAUUUCGACUAUGCGGCAGCUGUGAGAGCCACGUCAAACGCGUGCUGCGUGAGAAAAAGAAAAUGGUGCUGGGGUCCAAGUUUCUCAAUUUUAUAAUUAAAGGCGCCGAGCUGCUAAAGCAGCCCCACUUCAACCGCCUGGCGAAGGCCCAACAACAACGAAAACUACGUCUCUUCCGGCAAUCGAUGACCCUCCUCACUGUGGUUAACAUUUUUUGUCUGCUGUGCGGACUUCCACAUACCACCCGGGAACAGUUUGCCUCGAUCCUUGGCGGAACAUUGGCGAAUCCGAUUUUCAUUGGCUACUCCCAUUUUUUGGCGUUCGUGCGAGUAUUACUUUCCUAUGCGGGCACUGCUCUGGAUUACGACGCUACGAACAAACUUCUAGCCUACUCUCGCACCUUUGCCAAAAUGCUGCUCUACUCCUUGGGCCUGACACAGCCCCAGGUGCAGAAUGCCACGUUUAGCUCGUGCUUUGUCAACAUUUAUCCAUAUGUGAUGCUGGCGCUCAGUUUCCUGCACAAUAUUACCGAUCGUCUGAGGUUUUCCCGCUUCACAUUGCUGCUAGUUCUGUGGAGUAUCUAUGCGAAUGGAUCGCAAUUCCUACUGACAGCCAUGAAUAGCGUAACUUUCAUCCUGCUGGGCAGCGUUCUUACGCUCAUUCUGUUGGCCAGCAAUCGCAGCUCUAGUUGGGCGUUGAACGAAUCUGUCAGCUUUCAGAAGCUUUAUGCAGAAGAUUGCUUUAGCGACGAGGAGUCGAUCAGCAUACUGAGUGAGCAGCUCAACUGCAGCAACGCGACGAACUUGAACUCCUCAGUACAGCAGCAAAAGCAGCGCGGUUUGAAAAGCAGUCCCACAUCGGCGUAUCCAGCAAGCUGCUUUGAUGGGGUGGGAAUGUCAGAACAUGCGUCGGUGCUGUCCCUAGACGCGUUGCAUUUGUCGGAAUCGCCACUCAAGACAUUGCGCUCGCCAAUUUAUAGUCGAUCCAGCCUUGAUCUGAGAGAUCCGAUGACGGCAAACAAUCCGCCAGACUGUCCUUCGGUGCGCUCGACGAUGGUUGAGAGACCCUUUCGCGGUGAAAAUUCUUUCCGCUGGAAUUGCAAUGAGGUUGAAGAUGCGGAGCAGCGACGACAACGUCGCAUGCGGGUGCUGGACCAGCGCCUCAGAUCGCGCAUGCACAGACCGCCUGUAUUAAUGCAAUCACAUUUUAGCAGUCUGGGGCAGGAAACGAAAAGACAGGAGCAGCAACAGCAACAGCGGAUUCAUAAGGAAAUCAGCGCCUGGUUGGCCACAACAGGGCCGAUGUUCAAUGGAGAGGGCGACAACCCCAAAGCGGCGGCGGGUAAGGAUAAACUUUCGCGCACCUCAUCGCAAUCCUCGGGCUUCGAGAGUCAGGCGACACCGCGAAUGGAUACACCAGCGCCGCAGAAUUUGGGUUUCAAGCCGGUGGCCAGCAGUGGGGGCGUCUAUGGUUGGUCCACACAGCGUCAUUCAAUGCCGACAGAAUCGGGUAUUAAACCCGGCGAUCUGUUGCGUAAUUGGCUAACGCAGCAGUCAAAAAAUUAAGUGAUUGGCAAAUGUUUGUAUUUCAAAGGAUUAUCAACGUGCUUGUUAGCCUUUUAAUUUUGAAAUAGAACCCCUUUUUUAUGAUUUGACAGGCUAAAAAAUGAAAGGAAUGCAACAAUUUAGCAACAAUUCUAGAGACAAAUUAUGUAUAAAUUAUUUUAUUGUUGAAUUCUAUUACAAAUAGGCCUGCUUCAAAUAUAGAAAACCACUGCAAAUUUCCUUUAGUUGUAAUAGUUACGAUCUAAGCCUGUGGAACGGACUUGACCAAUUUAAACUUGAUAUGAUUACUGGAUGUGACUAGAUUGAAGAAAUUGAUUCACUGCCUCGAUAUGAUGACAUACAUGUAAUAUAUAAAUACAUAUAUUUAUUUUUGAAACUUCCAGUAUAUACAAAACUAUUAACAUUUAAAACAAUAAACAAAUCUUGAAACUCUGGUUGCAUGCAUUUAAACAAACGAAUUAUUUAUACUGCCGUAGCUAUAGUUGUUAUUUGAAAAGACAAAAUAUGUACCUUAAGUAAUAUGUAUUCUAGCUGGUUACACAUAUAACAAAAUAUAUAUACAUACAUAUAGUAUGGACUUCGAUUAA